Molecule: messenger RNA, 1044 nt
Organism: Geodia barretti
Lineage: Eukaryota; Metazoa; Porifera; Demospongiae; Tetractinellida; Geodiidae
Source: the annotation of a GenBank genome assembly
AUGACUGCCAAGACCGUCUUUGCCUACCGGGACGCCGGUGUGGAUAUCGACCGGGCCGAUGCCGCCAAGAAACGCAUCAAGGCGCUGGCCCGCCAGACCUUUACGCCUGAGGUGGUCAGCGAGAUCGGCGCCUUCGGCGGACUCUUCCGCCUGGAAAGAGGGCGUUCGACCCGGCCCAUCCUGGUGUCCAGUGUGGAUGGUGUCGGGACCAAGCUCAAGAUUGCCUUUGCCACCGGGAUCCAUCACACCGUGGGCAGGGAUCUGGUGGCUCACUGUGUCAACGACAUCCUGGUUCAGGGAGCCGCGCCCCUCUUCUUCAUGGACUACAUCGCAACCGAUCGGAUGGAACCGGAGAUCAUCGCCAAGGUGGUGGAGGGGAUAGCCGCCGGUUGCCGGGAGGCGGGAUGUGCCCUGCUGGGCGGGGAAACGGCCCAGAUGCCGGGGUUCUACUCCAGCGGGGAGUACGAUCUGGCCGGUUUCAUCGUGGGACUGGUCGAUCAGUCGCACCUGCUGGACGGACAACGCAUCCGGCCGGGAGAUGCCAUCCUGGGACUGGCAUCGACGGGGUUGCACACCAACGGUUACUCCCUGGCACGGAAGUUGUUGUUCGAGGUGGGCGGCUAUGAGGUGAGUACCCGGCUUUCCCCGUUGACGCUUCCCUUGGGAGAAGUACUGCUGCAGCCCCAUCGAAGCUAUCUGUCCCUGCUGAAACCGCUGCUGGAUCGGGGAUGUCUCAGCGGGCUGGCCCACAUCACCGGGGGGGGAUUGACUGACAAUCUCCCGCGCAUUCUCCCCGGCGGCUGCUCGGCUCACAUUCAACUGGAAUCCUGGCCCGAGCCACCCAUUUUCGGCGUGCUUCAGAAGCUGGGGCAGAUCGAUGAGGCCGAGAUGCUGCGUACCUUCAAUAUGGGUAUCGGCAUGGCGCUGAUCGUUCCGCCCGCGGAAGUGGCCAAGGUGGAAGAACAUCUUGCCCGGAGCCGGGAGCCGGUAUACCGGAUCGGUAACAUCCGUUCGGGGAAACGUCGGGUUUGCUACAGCCGGUAA